Molecule: messenger RNA, 2177 nt
Organism: Bombus pascuorum
Lineage: Eukaryota; Metazoa; Arthropoda; Insecta; Hymenoptera; Apidae
Gene: Osi24
Exons: 5
Coding region: 484-1896 (470 amino acids)
Source: RefSeq, a predicted model, not a curated record
UAGUAUCGAGUCGUCGGUCGCGCACCAUUCCGACCUCUUCAUCGUUCACCAAAGUCUUUACAGUGUUCGAUUCUUAACAAAAUAUCUAAACCUACACGUUCUCCAAGAAUUCUUCGAUAUUCCUACAAGACGAUUCCAAAGUUGGUUGCACACUUUCAUGUCAUUUACGUGUCAUAACAGUGAGAAUAGACAGUCUCGUGUAUCUGGUGUGACUUUAAACGAACGAUCAUUUUGGUUCCCAAAAAGUCAGAGGACCGUGAAUCCCCGACUACCAAUUAAGCUUCUUGAUUUCCGAGAAGAACUCGUUCACGGAGACAUCGAGCGAACGUCGCGGACCGAGAUGCAGUUAUCUUUCGGCAACAAGAGAAGCUAGUCAAGAGAGAAAGAGAGAGAGAGAGUUAGUGAGAGAGAGAUAGAGAGGGAGAUAGAAAAAGAGAUAGAGAAAGAGAGAAUCGUGCGAGACAGGUUCCAAGUUGGAGGAACAUGGGUGGAUCGAGAGACGGCGUGAUCUUGUUCAUCUUGGCGGUCGCGUGGCUCCGAUUGACGGUCGGGGUCGAGGACCACGUGGCGGCCUUGAACGAGACCGACCAUCCAGUACAAGCGGAUUCUAUCGAAAACGAGGUGUCGUUCGGCAGUGACGAGUUGGGUCAGCAUCCGCACAUGAUGCCCGGUAAACCUUCGAAACUCGACACGAACAUUAAUCAGAUGAUACAGGUGGACGAUAGGUCACAGUAUCAGAUCGAGGCGACGCGAAUGGAGAACGCUACAGCGUUUCCGUUGGAGUCGACGAGUUGCCAGGACAACGAGACGACGCCUUGCGCGCGAAAGGAUCCGUCCGAUCUGUUCGACAGGUUUUCCAGGAUCGACACGUACAACGUGACCGACUCGGUGCAGAUCAUAAGAAAUCGGGACGUCAUCGGCAGGAAAGACGAAAAAGGUAACGACCGGCCGGACGCAAGCCUACUCGAUAAAGUUCGCCGGUUCGCAAGAGAACACGUAGUAAAGAUACGUCUGAGCCAGGACUUAAUACCCGGUAGAAAAGCUAGAACCUUCUUCAACGCAUUUGGCCUGAAGAAGCUGCUGCUACCUCUGAUCUUUGGUGUACAGAUCAUUAAGAGUGUCCUACUGGCGCUUUUCCUGCCCAGUAUCAUCGGAAGUAUCGGUAAUAUCGUCGGUAAAGGAGUUUCAUCGUUUGCGCAAUCAUCGCAUACCACGGCGCAGCCAGAAGAAAAUUUCGAGUUCAAGGAUAAUUCCGAUUUGUACAACGAUGACUACCUGACGCGACAGCCGGUAGGAACAUUACCAGCCUCUGUAAUGUACGAUGAAAGUAUGAUGCAGUCUCAGAAGAGUCCAGAAAUCGCGUCGAGAUAUUCCUUCGUCGAUCCAAGAAUAACCCACGCCAAUGCUGUUGCUGAUCGUUAUUACACUCGGCACGUUGCUGCUCAUGGACUUUCUAAGAAGCAAGACUUUAAGGUGUUCCACGAAAUUCCAACGAGUUCGCUGCUGCUAACUAACUACGAUCCAUUCUACUCACCUCUGUUAUCUCGCCUGGAUGCCGUGUUCUCUCGUCUGGGCCACACGACGGAGGGUUGCAGAGAAUACGCCGUUUGUGCGAUGUACCGAAGCCCCGCCAGGUACGCACCGUAUUCGAAUCUGGUCUCAGCGCAGCUGUCCAGAGAGCUGAACGAAUUAAGAAGACCCAGCAGCGACAAUCCCGAUGUCCUGAGGUUCUUCCGGUACAUGAAGGCCGCGAAAGACGGACAAGAUGGCGUGAAAUGCGAGGAUGCGUACGCGAGUUGCGCAAUUGCACGAGAGGAUCAAACUCUCAGGCAAAAUCAAGCGAUGUUGGCUACCUACCAGGACAUCGACAAGCUCGUCCACGCGAGGAAGUUAUAAGAAAGAAGAUAGAACAGCGAGGAUUCAAUCCUGGGACUGAACGACCGAUCGAAACCAAAUCGUGUUUUUAUUCGGUUACCUGUGAUUCGUUGAUCGUCGUUGAUUGUACUUUGGUAUACAGGUAUCGAGUACUUUGAGCGAGUUUCUGUAGCGAUUAUAAGUUGCAGAGUACAGUUCUUGAAAAUAGUCUGAAUAGUAGGUAUAAUAGUAAGAUAGGAAAUCGGUGAAUUGAAGUAAAUUCACUAUGAAUUUUUAUUAUUUGGCUCCAUGGUUCGAUCAUU